AUGGAGUCCCCCAAAAUAUGGUUCAUUACCGGAGCUUCAUCUGGUUUCGGUCGUUGCAUGACAGAGCUCGUGCUCCAAAACGGAGACAUCGCGAUCAGCACGCUAAGGAAGCCAGAAGCUCUCGUCGAUCUCGCUCGUAAAUACCCUGAGCACAGGCUAGUUGUCCUCAAGCUUGACGUCACCAAACCGGCGGAGAAGAAGUUUGGUCGCAUCGAUGUGAUUUUCAACAACGCUGGAUGCCUCGUCGUUGGCGAGGUGGAAAACACUGAAGACCAUGUCGCACGGGCACUCUUUGACAUGAAUUUCUGGGGCGCCGUGAACGUCAGCAAAGAAGCGAUUCGCAUGUAUCGGGAUGUGAACCAAUCUCGCGGAGGAAGACUUCUCCAGAUAGGUCCGUUAAAUGGCUUCUAUCACGCCACUAAAUUCUUAUUAGAGGGUUUUAGCGAAUCCCUUGCUGCCGGACUCGACCCAGCAUGGAACAUAAAGGUCACGCUCAUCGAGCCCGGGCCGUUUUACACAAGCAUAAUCGACAAUGCGGUAAACGUCCCACCGCAUCUGGCAUAUGACAACUCUGAGUUGCCUAGCGUCGCCGCGAUGCGCCUUCUCUUAAACGGCGAUUUUUUCAGUGAUGAUGCAAUGAAGGCUGUCGGCAAGAUUACGGUUGUAUUUAAAAUGUUCCACUCCUCGACCCUUAUAAACGCUGCAAUUCGAAACAGGUCGCUGAACAAUGUCUUUCCCAAUCGAAACCAGCGCCGCACUUGA
This is a messenger RNA of Laetiporus sulphureus 93-53, 762 nucleotides long. RefSeq names its product NAD(P)-binding protein. The record is from RefSeq and is a predicted model, not a curated record. Bases 1 to 762 code for a protein of 253 amino acids. NCBI's taxonomy places the organism in Eukaryota, Fungi, Basidiomycota, Agaricomycetes, Polyporales, Laetiporaceae. The transcript has 7 exons.